This is a messenger RNA of Bactrocera dorsalis (oriental fruit fly), 12039 nucleotides long. RefSeq lists its product as uncharacterized. Gene Ontology annotation, cellular component: endoplasmic reticulum. Bases 1515 to 8957 code for a protein of 2480 amino acids. Lineage: Eukaryota; Metazoa; Arthropoda; Insecta; Diptera; Tephritidae. Gene Ontology annotation, biological process: protein O-linked glycosylation via mannose. The transcript has 9 exons. Gene Ontology annotation, molecular function: protein binding; mannosyltransferase activity. The record is from RefSeq and is a predicted model, not a curated record.
AAUAGUUUUUGUUUUGAUUUUUGUCUUUAUAAAAUUCCUUAAUCCGGAAUAGAGUUAUUUAUAUAUACAAUGAAAUAAUAGUGCCUGGAAGUGAUAAAACAAAUAUAUACUGUUAAAAUUACCUCAAAUAUGUAAAGUUAUUAAAUUUAGUUAUCUUAAACCACUUGUUUGCUAUUAAAGUGUCGCUUCUAAGCCAACUUAUGUGUGUAUGUGGAAAUAGAUGGUAACUUUAUAAGAAAAUUAAAGGAAUGUUGGCAAAAUAAAUUUGUGUAAUUAAACAUAAGGGGAUACAUAUAAAAGUUUUUUUUAUAUAAAAUAAUUCGCGUAAGGAUUAAUACUUUGUUAGCAUAUCUAAGCGUUGCAGCUAUUUUCUUCAUGCAAUGUUAUAGGAGAAGGGGAUGAUUGUGCGCGGGUGAAAAUGUCUGACACAGGUGCACGCAAGUUAGCCAAGUGUAACAUUACAGGUGGCCCGCAUUUGAAACAUUUUACAAAUACAUAUUUUUGGUUGUAAACAAAAUAUUUUCCUUUAUAUGAAAACUCUUAAAUUGCUUCCAGAAUUUAAACACAAAGUGUUAAGUGAAUUGAGAGAUGAAAAUUGUAAAUUCCAAUUAGAACGUAUAACAUCAAAAUAUACAUAUUUUAGUACUAUUAGUACGAUUGGCAGCAACUAACCUUAGUUAAUUUUUUUGUUAAAUGUGUGAAACGGUUUUUAGUGACAAUUUUAAAAAUAAGAAGUAAAUAAUGAACUUGGGUUAGUGGCCAACAUAAAAAUACCAAGACAACUUACUUCUUGGUAAGUUCCGGAUAUUUAUACUGUAAAGGCUACUAAUACGGCGCUGAGACCCUGUAUAGUUUGAUGUUUUUCUACGAAAGCUACUCAAAUUUUAUUCAAAAUAAAUAAUAUUAAGAGAAGUUGUAAAAUGGAAUAUUGCUGAUAAUAAAAAAAACCUUAGAAUUUAACGCAAAAAGAGAGAAUAUGCAAUUUGCCUAUAUUAAAGACAAUCGUGGUAGUGAAGUGAAAAAGUUCUUCUAAAAAAUCUAAAAAAUAUAUUAGUGCAUAUACGAGUACAACUAUGACGACAGCAAGAAAAUUGUGCAUUUUGCUAAAGUAAAUUUGCUCCAACAGGUGUACGUAUGUAUGUAUCCACGUAACUCCGUACGUAAGCGUUGGAUAUUGCCGGCAUAAAUAGAAUGUUCUGUGCCUCGAAAUGGUGUAUAAGAAAAUUGCAAAUAAAGAUAGUAGUGCUCGUAUUUAAAGUCGCGUGUGAAAUCGCGAAGCAAACAAACGCACGAAGCUCCUUACAAACGUCAAACUGUGAAAACAAGCAAACGCUUCAAAUGUACGCAAUUUUCUACUACAGUUAACGUAAUGUAAUUAAACAGAUUAGAAAGAAAUCUCAUUAAAGCAUAAUAGAAUAAAAUAAUUGCAAAACAAUAGCAACAACAAACAGCUAAAUUAAAGCCAACAAUAGAACAACAACAACGAACUGCAACCGACAAAAUCGCGUAGAAAAAUGCCGACAUUGGCGGCAAAAAAUUCACAAGCCGCAAUUGCUAACAUGGCAACAGCAGUCACAACAACAACAACACCACAAACAACAGCGACGGCAAUAAAUUCCGGUGGCAGCGAGCAGUGCGACGCUGAUGUUAGUGCAGCAAGAAUAGCAACGCCAACCGACACACAAAACACCGGUGCCGCGUUGAACCAUCAUUAUCAUCAUCCGCCGGCGCCGCAUGGAGGCUCGCAUGCCGUUGGCAAUGCCUUGUCGCCGAUGAUAGCAACUGCAACAACAACAACUGCAGUCUCAGCGGCCGGGGCAGCUACCGGCAGCGUUGCAGCCAGUUUAGCCACAUUUAACGGAAAUUCAAAUUUAAACGUUGCCAACGGAAACAUCGGCGGCAAUAACAAUCACAACAACAGCCACAACCACAAUCACAGUCACAGUACGCACGCUGGUGUUGUGGGCAAAAAGCCAUUGACAAACAUGCAUACAUCCCGUGAGGAUGUUGCAUCACCACAACCACAAACCCACCUACCACCACCGCCGUUAACACAACUGGGCAAUGCUAUGCCGCCAACAUCAGCUUCCAUCAUCAACAAUCAGCAGUUGUCAGCCACUAGCAGUCAGAGCAAUCACAAUCAUAACAACAAUAAUAAUAGCAAUAUCAACGGUGGCAAUGGUAGCAAUAAUAAUAAUAGCAAUGGUAACGGUAAUGGCAGCGCAAACAUUAGCAGCAUUCUCAAAGGAAGUAAAGAAAAUUUGCUACAAAACUGUUAUAACGGCGCUCCCACCAGUGAUAACACUGUUUUGGAUAUUGACGAUCCAGGAGAUGGACUAGGGCCUUUGCCACCCAAGUGGGAGACCGCUUACACCGAACGCGGGGAAUUGUAUUUUAUCGAUCACAACACUGGCACGUCCCAUUGGCUCGAUCCGCGUCUAUCGAAAUUUCAAAAGAAAUCGCUAGAAGACUGCGGCGACGAUGAACUCCCCUACGGUUGGGAGAAAAUCGAAGAUUCAUUGUACGGUACCUAUUACAUAGAUCAUGUUAACCGGCGCACACAGUAUGAAAAUCCAGUUUUGGAAGCUAAACGUCGCGCAGCUGAACAAAGACAAAAACAACAACAGCAACCGCCGCCACCUGCACACAGCAGUACACAAAACACGCAAGGAAUGGGUUACAUACCACACCAACAGCCACCGCCACCACCACCUACUAAUCAACAAUCACAACAACAACAACAGCAGCAGCAGCGUCCGCAAACACCGUCUACACAAAUAACAACUAAUUUGGUGAAUGGCGCUGGCAUUGGCAGCAAUAUAAUUGGCGCUGAUGAUGGCGAUCGUGUUACUCCAGCGCUUGGCAACAAUAUGGUUGAUAUAUCGCAACGUGGUAUGCAACCACCGCCAACGGGCGCGGGUAUGCAGUCGGCACCAACAGCACUGCUGGCAUACAAAUUCACGCGAAAUCCCGGCGAGAUGCAGGGCGAGCGCAUCACCGCAUCGUUGGUGAAGUCUGCACGCGGCCUCGGCAUCACCAUUGUGGGCGGCGAUGAUGGCGCGGAAGAGUUUCUGCAAAUCAAGUCGAUUGUGCCGCACGGACCAGCGUGGUUGGAUGGCCAGCUGCAGACAGGCGAUGUGUUGGUGUAUGUGAAUGAGACCUGUGUGCUCGGGUUUACGCAUCACGAGAUGGUCAAUAUUUUCCAGUCGAUUUUGCCAGGCGAAACCGUUACAUUAGAGGUAUGUCGCGGCUAUCCUCUACCAUUUGACCCCAACGACCCCAACACCGAGGUGGUCACCACCAUAGCGGUGGAUGGUGUUAGCGUUGCAGCGACAGACAAACAGCGUCGCAUGCUACUCGAUCUACAUAUGGAUGGUAACUAUAAUUUUCUCGAAACUAUCGGCGGCGACGGAGGCGGCACAAAAUCUCACCCUCACAACCAAAUGCGCAAUCAGCACUCACCAGUCACGGGCGGCUUAAAUGACGGUUUCAUUUUGAUGAAAAAACCAGAGUUGCAAGUGCACACAUUUACGAUUGUAAAGGGUGCCAUGGGUUUCGGUUUCACCAUUGCCGAUUCGGCUUAUGGUCAGAAGGUGAAGAAGAUACUCGACUAUAAUUGUUGUACGCAACUGCAAGAGGGUGACGUACUAUUAGAGAUUAACGGUAUUGAUGUGCAUCAACAGAGUCACCUUGAAGUAGUACAGAUAUUGAAGGAUUGUUCGAAAAUUGAACCGACGCAUGUGAAAAUUCAACGCGGUGGUCCCACUUCAAAUAGUACUAAUGCCUCACCAGCAGGCGGCGCUUAUAGUGCCAAUAUUUUGAGUAAUCCACCGCCAACAAGCACUUCAAGCGGCAGUAAUCUGGGUAAUGUGGCGAAAUUGCGCAAGAAUUUUACGUCCUCAUUGUUUCGCAGCAAGACGCCGACCGCAGACCUAUAUAGUACACAACAAAAGGAGAUUCUGCCUAUACGUCCAAAAACACCGCUGGUCGAUACGCGUCGUACACGUGCACAAACACCGAAUGAUGAGCUACAGCAUUGUGUUGAUGUUAACGAUGGCAACGUUGAUGGCAGAUUGUCGGCUAAUAAGGGCCAAUUGGUGGAUGCUGCCACGCAUAAAUCCACAAAUAGCCUACAGGAAAUUGAGGCAAUUAGUCAAGAUAUACCGUACUUGGAUCCAUAUCCGAAAUUGGUGACCAGUUUGAGUGAGCGUUUGGCCGGUGCAACAUUGCUAACCGAAAAUGCCGGCAAUGGUGGCGUCAAUGCUGGUAAUGUCGAUAAUAUGGGUAGCAUUAAUAUUGGCACUGGCCACCACCACGCCAGUGGUCUUUCGUUGCCUUCAAGUGCUGCCGAUCCCAUGCGUUACGAUCAUCAAGAGUACGUUUCGGCCGGCAUGCGUACAGUUGGUGGCAAUAAUAUUUAUGGCAUUUCGCCGCUGCCCAAUAGCAUGAACAAUUUCUAUGCGCCACAACAAUUGCCCACACCGCCACAUCUUAGCUUUUCUGCCAGCAGCAGUUAUUCACCAUCGACGUCGCUUGGUUUGACAACAACAUCCGCUACACAUCACAAUAUCCUGCAUCAUCACCCACUUCAAUUGCCGCCACCACCACAACCACCAGCGCCGCAUAUGCAUACACAUCCACACGGUGCACAGUACUCACCGGCAUCUUUGCAUGCGACUACGCCGUUACAAGCGGCACACAUACAAAAUGAGCGCAUGCAAAAACGUGUCAACGAGCUGCUGAGUGAUCGUCGCCGUGUGGGCUUCUCCACGCUUGAUAUGCCACAACCACAGAAACUCUCGCCAGCGCCGUAUGUUAACCAGCAAUUGUUGCAACAACAACAACAGCAGCAAACUUCCCAACAUUCACCGGCUGUUAGUAGCGUAUCGCAAACGCCAGCGUUGCCUUGGUUAGGUGCCAGCAACUACACCAAUACGAUGCAGUCAUCACCGAGCGGUAACCUACCGUUUCUACAACGCAAUGGCGGCGCAAUCGAUGCGUUCGACGAACUGACGACGGAACAGUAUGAGCUGAGUGAAGUGACUUUGGAGCGUCAGGCGCUUGGUUUUGGAUUUCGCAUUGUUGGCGGCACGGAGGAGGGCUCACAAGUGACCGUGGGUCACAUUGUUCCCGGCGGUGCUGCGGAUAAUGACCAACGCAUUAAUACAGGUGACGAGAUACUCAGCAUAGACGGUAUCAAUGUGGUCAAUUCGUCGCACCACAAAGUUGUUUCAUUAAUGGGUGAGGCGGCAUUGCGAGGACAAGUGACUAUGAUACUACGUCGUCGCUUGCGGUUAACACUUCAACCACAUUUAUUGCAACCACAACAACAGCAACAACAACAAUUACCCUUACCGCCACCGCCGCCAUUAAACAUGCCCAUGCGCAAUACAUAUCGAUACCCAUACGAUGUUAUAGUUAGUCGACACGAGUCCGAAGGUUUCGGUUUUGUAAUCAUAUCUUCGUCAAAUCAAUUCUACGGCUCUACUAUUGGCAAAUUGAUACCAGGCAGUCCGGCCGAUCGUUGUGGUGAGCUGAAAGUUGGUGAUCGUAUCAUCGCUGUUAAUCGCAUCGACAUUUCCGGUAUGUCACAUGGUGAUGUGGUCAACCUAAUAAAAGAAUCGGGUCUUCAUGUGCGUUUGACAAUCGGUUGUCCAAAAGAUGCCUUGACGACACCGACAACUACGUUGGGCACACAAAAUUCAGCAUUACUUGUCAACUCCGCACAAGUGUCGCCAGGUCAAUUAUCACAAAACCAAUUAAUAUAUACACCGUUGACAACGCAACAACAACAACAUAAACCACAGAUAUCGCCAAAUUUAUUGUCUAACAAUCAAAAUGGUGGCAACUAUUUUAUGGAACAUCCCAGAACAAGCGCGGCAACAACAACUUAUGUGCAACAGCCACAUACGCAAUCGCCAUUGCAGCAACAGCAACAACAGCAAUUGCCACCACAAUUAAAAAUAAUGACAACAUACGAGCGAACUUUAUGUAACAAUAAUGGCAAUAACAGCAAUAGCGAAAAGUUGCGCAGUAAUGGCAGCUGCAGCAGCAGCAGCUCCUUCACGAGAGCCGAAGUGAUAAGUAACAGCGCAAGCAGUAGCAACAGUAGCAGAAAUCUACUGCAAUUCUUCGCCAUUGUAUUCGUGUGUGUGGCCUGUUACUGGAAUAGUGCGCAAUGUGAGUUGGUCUUCGACGAUAUUAGCGCUGUGCGCGAUAAUAAAGACCUACGCUCGUACACGCCGCUACGUAAUAUAUUUCUCAACGAUUUCUGGGGUACACCAAUGCGCAAAGAGCAAUCGCAUAAAUCAUAUCGGCCGUUAACAGUGCUCACCUUUCGUUUCAACUAUUGGCUGCACGAACUCCAACCAUAUGGCUAUCACAUAGUAAAUAUGCUCUUACACAUUGUUGUUUGUCUGUUGUGGCGUCGUGUUUGCAGACUAUUACUAUUGCAUUGCGCCGGCGCUGUGGGAGCAUCUACAUCGGCGUUAAUACAACGUUGUAAUAUGUUGCGUAUAAACACUUGUAGCUUCUUGGCAGCACUCUUAUUCGCUGUACAUCCCAUACACACAGAAGCCGUUACAGGUGUAGUCGGACGUGCCGAAUUACUCUCCUCGAUAUUCUAUUUGUGUGCAUUUCUCGCAUAUGCCGGCGCUGUUAACACGCCAACGACGCUGCUACAUCGUCAACAGUCGUCACUGCAUCAACAACAGCAGCAGCAACAGUCGGUUAAGAAGCAACGUACACGCUGGUCGGUAUUAUGUUGCACUUUUGGCGCUUGCUUAUUAGCCUCGAUGCUGUGUAAGGAGCAAGGCAUCACUAUCGCGGGUAUUUGCGUAGCUUAUGAAUUGUUCGUGGUGCAGCAGUUGCGCCCACUUGAGCUGUGGCUGUGUGUGCAGCGUUUAUUUGAGGAUCGUACGCGUAUCUUGACGCCGCAACAUGUAGCCAAAAGCCCGACAGCUGCAGCAGUUAGUGCAUCGUCAACGACGGGCGUGUAUAAUCGUGUGAGCGGCAUUUGGCAUGGCACUUUGUUGCGUCGCUUGGGGUUUCUCGUCUGUAUUACGUUUGCUCUGCUGGUUGGACGUGUGUACGUGAUGGGUUCGCAAUUGCCAGUCUUUACGCGUUUCGAUAAUCCGGCUUCGGCAGCAGCGACACCAACGCGUCAGCUUACAUUUAGUUACCUGAUUUACUUGAACUUGUGGCUGAUGCUGUUUCCUUGCAAUCUGUGCUGCGAUUGGACUAUGGGUACCAUACCACUGAUCGAGGGUUUUAGCGACGCACGUAAUUUGGCCACCAUAGCAACAUUCGCCUCGCUAGCCGCAGUGACGUGGCACGCUUGUACUACACGAAAUUUAAUGCACUCUCGCGUGUUGCUGAUGGGACUGGCAUGGCUGGCGUUACCCUUCCUACCCGCUUCGAAUCUAUUCUUUCACGUUGGCUUCGUGAUUGCCGAGCGUAUACUGUACAUGCCCUCCAUGGGUUAUUGUCUCCUGAUAGCCUAUGGCUAUAUGCAAAUGGAGGAAUAUUUGCGCGUUAAAGGCGCAAUUGCGCGUCGUUUCCUUCAACUAGCGCUCGGUUUGUUGUUGCUUACGCAUGCGUUAAAGACAUUUGAGCGCAAUAAAGACUGGCGUACAGAGUAUACGCUAUUUAUGUCGGGCGUAUAUGUGAACGGACGCAAUGCGAAACUGUUCAAUAAUGUGGGACACGCGCUUGAAAAUGAGCAACGCUACGCUGAGGCGUUAACGUACUUCCAACAAGCGGUACGCAUACAACCCGACGAUAUUGGCGCGCACAUCAAUGUUGGACGCACUUAUAAUAAUCUGCAGCAAUACGAACAAGCCGAAUUGGCGUAUCGCCAAGCCAAAGCUUUAUUUCCGCAAGUGAAACCGGGCGAGAGUUAUCAGGCGCGCGUAGCCCCGAAUCAUUUAAAUGUAUUCAUAAAUUUGGCACAACUGAUAGCGCGCAAUCGUACGCGCUUGGAAGAAGCCGAUCUGUUAUAUCGGCAGGCGAUAAGUAUGCGCGCCGACUAUGUACAGGCGUACAUCAAUCGUGGUGAUAUAUUGAUGAAACUGAAUCGCACCGCGCAAGCGCAAGAAGUGUACGAAAAGGCACUACUGUAUGACAGUGAGAAUGCUGAUAUUUAUUAUAAUUUGGGUGUGGUAUUUUUGGAGCAGGGUAAAAGUGCGCAGGCGCACGUCUACUUCAACAAAGCAAUCGAAUUAUAUCCCGAACACGAACAAGCAUUACUCAAUUCCGCCAUACUAUUGCAAGAGCAUGGCGGUGCAGAAGCGCGUGAAUUGUCGCGCAUGCGCCUCUUCAAGGUGUUGGAUAAGGAUGCGAACAAUGAGAAGGUCUAUUUCAAUUUGGGCAUGCUGGCCAUGGACGAAUCGAAUUUCGACGAAGCGGAACAAUUUUUUAAACGCGCUAUACAUUUGCGUGCCGACUUUCGUAGUGCGCUCUUCAAUUUAGCAUUACUAUUGGCCGAUGCGAAUCGACCGUUGGACGCAGUACCGUACCUGAAUCAGCUAAUACGUCAUCAUCCUGCACAUAUAAAAGGUUUAAUACUACUCGGUGAUAUCUAUAUAAAUCACAUGAAGGAUCUCGACGCAGCGGAGCAAUGUUAUCGCAGUAUAUUACGUUUUGAACCGCACAACAUACAGGGCUUACACAAUUUAUGUGUUGUAUUUGUGGAGCGUAAGCGUUUGGCGCGUGCCGCUGCCUGUCUACGCUAUGCACAUCAUUUAGCGCCACAUGAGGAUUAUAUUCUACGUCAUUGGCAAAUUGUACAGCAACGCUUACAGAAGAUAACUAAGUUACCUGAAACAUCGCCGGAACGGCAAAUUGCCUAUGCUGAGUAUGAGCCUGAUGAGUUCAGGGUGUUGUCAAACAAAGUGGCUAGUAAGACUCACACUAAUAUGCACGAAGACAACAAACAGCAAAAACAACAUCGUCGGUAGGAACGACCACUAAACAGUAGCAGUUAAGAGCGUCAUAUAAUGCUGAGUAAGUUGAAAAUAUAUUCAUUCAAAAUGAAUAAAAUGUAAAACAAAAACAUUUUAGAAAUUAAGUGUCGGCUUUUACAUUAACAUAUAUACAAAGAUAUAUAAACAUAUGUAUGAAUAAUUAUUGAAGGCAACUAAGUACGUACUUAAAUUGAAAUGUGCGGCUUUUGAAUAGUGUAUGCGCUGUAUAUUAUUUGUUGGUCAAUUAAAAAGCCAAUGCAUAUAAUUUUAUUUUAUAUUGACCUCAAGUUUAUAUUAUUUAAAAAAAGUAGGAAGCGGUCUGUAGCAAAGCUAAUCUGUAUAUGUUGUUGUUUAGCGGCAGAAAACAUUUCUGAAGUAAUUUGAAGGAAUGCUGCCGGUUUGACAGUGCUUGGCCGGCUAAAAAUCCGGGUGCGUUCUGUUUAAGUAGAUCGUAUGUAUAUUACGGUCAGUAAAAAAAAAAAAUAUGUCCAAUAAACCUGUGCUGCCAGAUUUUGUACGGUCUCAAGUGUUUAAACCUUUAUGUCUACCAUAAUUUUGUUAAACAAUUUAUUGAUUGGUUUAACGAUUUUAUUUUCUUUUUUUUUAAGCAUUUUUUCUAUUUUUUUUUUUAACAAAAUUUAACUAUUAUUUAUUCAUUUAAACAUUUAUUUGUUGUUAUUAAUAUGACACGCUUGCGAUUUAUUUUUUUGGUUUGGCAAAGAUUUACGAAAAUGUUUCGCUUUUCAAAUAGCGGUUAUUUACUGUGAUUUCAAAAUUCCCUCACCGGUAUAUUUAAUGUCGUUUAAAGCGUUAGAAUGUAGUUGUAACGGUUAUUUUUAUUGACUUCAAAAUUCUCUUCCUCUCUUUCCCACUUAUAAGACAUUUAAAUUUACAUUGAGAAUAUAAAUCUUUAUAUUGUUGAUUUUAAUAUCAAUUCACCAACAAUGUAUUAUAAAGUUUACAAAUACUGUUCGGUAAAAUUAAUGUAUGAAUUCCCUAUUGUUGUUGUAGCGGCAGAAUUAUUGGCCAAUAGAAGAGAAACACCUUUUAGUUUUAUCUUAUACAAUUUACUUCACAAAUUUUGAUUUACUUUAAGUUUUUACAAUUUCUUUUACACAACUCGCAUUCAAUUUAAGUACAUAUGAUUUAUCUCACAAAAUCGGAUUUACUUUUAGUUUGUUUAGUUUAUUUUUCGCAAGAUGGGAUUUGGUUUUAGUCUAUACAACGAUCAGGAGUAAAAGGUCUUGAUUUGUCGGCUGUUAGUAGGGCUUAAUAUUUGCCUUGAUCCUUGAGCUUCAAUAUUGCUUAGCAAUGCUUUUUCAUUUUUUGAGACUUACAUAUGUAUAAUACUUGCGCUUGAUCUCUUUGUAGUCGAAGGAUCAACUGUUUGUGUUGCCUGUAUGCUUCUUUCUACAGGACGUUUUAUUUUUGGCUAGAGUUUUUCCUUCUGCUCAAAGCACCAAAUGCCCUAGCGCUAAUUCUUUAUACUUAAUUGAAGUUGAAGAGUACACUCUAACUGGAGUUGCUUUUUUAAAUGGAUUUUAGCUUCAAAGUCGAUUUUCUUGUAACUUGUAUAUACACAUUUAGCAAAAGCUAAUUGCUCAAUUUCUACGCCCACGUUAAAUGAUGAUGAAUACCCGACGAUAUUUGAAUUCUGCUUAUUACAGACAAGUUCCGCGAGUUGGUCAUAAUGUGGAUAAAUUUUUUUCGAUACAAUUACAACUUACCCAUAAUCCUGUCCUCGAUAAGCUCGGCGGAGCAAAAGCUUUUAUAAUCGCCUAACCGCUUAACGAAGAAAACUGAGCAAAAUCACAAAGAAAACUAAUAAUUACAACUUUGACCUCAAGUUUGUAUGCCAAUGGUUUGACAGUUGACUGACUCGCAAGUCACUUUGUUAAUAUUAAACAGGUUCUUCAGAAUCUUUAACUGCUGCAAUAGAACUACAAUCUAAAACGUUAUUAGAAGGCGGAUAGAGAAAUACUGCGACCUUAUGCCGGAUUGUAAAAAAAGUGUAUGGUUGCACAUAAGAAAUUUCUGUUCGUAAAAGCCUCACACCACAUAUCAGCAGUUACGGAAGCACGCCCAGCGUUUACAAUACUUUGAAGUUUGCUCUGCAUUUCUAAUUUCUUUUCAGUUGCGUCCUAAGUUAUCUGCCGGGAGACUGUUCUUGGAUGCGGAAUCAAAUCGUCAACGUCUAUGUGCUCUCCGAACUUGUGCCCUAUUUUAAUGAGGUGCCGCGCUACAUUUUUAAAUCCAUCAACACCUAACGUUGCAAAUGGUCUGCAGUCUACUACCGUCCAAUUUACACACUCUUGCAAGAAAUCUGUUAAAAAAGAUAUUUACUAACGACUUACUUACAUUUUUUUUUGGGUUUACCCUUUUUUUGUUCUUGCCCUACUUGUACACAGGGAAUUUCUUGGGUUUUCCUUAUGAAGCACUUAUGACGGCGUAAGUUAGAUGUUUGCGUUCCAUUAUGCCGAAAAAUGGCUUCACAUUUACGGCAGCAACAAAUUCAUUAACAGUGCAUCCACUAUCAUCUUGAAGUUCGCAAAAAACUGACCACAUUUCACUACGUCCUUUUCUUUUUAAUGAUUUUCUUAGAAUACCACUUCUAAGUUUUUCAGAAAUAUUGUCAAUAGUAUUAGACAUACUUUGGGCACGUCAGAAUGUUGCAAUAAAAACACUGGAAUGAUAUCGAACUGUUUUCGUUGUCAUGAGUUGGUAAGAAUCCAACAAGUCAUUUGUACAGAACAAGCCUCGCCUGCACAUGCAACGAUUUGAAUCGUUUUCAAACUGUACAUGUGUAUGAUUCGAACAAGCAAACCUGAUCAGUGUGUUGAUUAGGUAUGAAAUGGAACAAGCAAGUUGCGACUUGUAUGUUUGACGUUUUUCGAGUAACAAGUCAUACAUACAUUGAUGUUGUACAAGUUAACACCAAAUGCAAGUAACUCCUUGCAGAUCUCUGGUGUGCAGCGUCUUGUGAAUAUAAUUGUGAAAAAGUAUCCCGGUUUGAGAAUCCGGCUCGAAGGACCAAUGAUUAUUCUCGAACUCUCGACGAGUCACUCGAGGACGAUGC